This is a messenger RNA of Diaporthe citri, 297 nucleotides long. RefSeq lists its product as uncharacterized. The transcript has 2 exons. The record is from RefSeq and is a predicted model, not a curated record. Lineage: Eukaryota; Fungi; Ascomycota; Sordariomycetes; Diaporthales; Diaporthaceae. Bases 1 to 297 code for a protein of 98 amino acids.
AUGGCCGUUGCCACACAGGCCAUCCCCCGUCUCGAGGACGCCGCACGACGACGCAACGACUACGUCGCCUACGCGGACUUGAUGCUUGACACCAAGACGAUUAAGCCGAGCAUUCGGGAGUGGACCCUGGCCGUCAUCGAGAAGCGCAUCCGGAACGAGUGCGAGGCAGCGAGCACACCGCAGCCACCGGUCACCAAGUUUUCCACCCGCACGCCGCUCAUCGAGGAUGACCGGUGUAUAGCAGGGGCCAUUGGCCAGGCUUUUGGGCUCAUUUCGGAGCGCGUGCCGUUGAGAUGA